CCCUCUAUCUGAAGAAGUGCUUAUAUACGUAUGAUUAAUCAUACACAAACAUUCCAAAUUUUAAAAAUCAGUGGAAGUCAUCGUCCUCUAUAUUUGGAAGUAGAAAAAACCAGGUGAAGCGUGGAAUUUUCUGAUCAAAUAUUAAGUUAUGAUUUGGAAUGAAGCAGAACCCAAUGAUUAUCAUCAAAUUUCCCAUCAUAAAAAAAAAGACAUAGUUCCAAUUCCAAAUGCCUUUCUUCGUUUUCCUCUUUCUUGUGUUAGUCUCUGUCUCUCCCAAUCUCACUUUCUCCAUUGUUGCGGACCAUGCGACCCCAACUAGAAAACUGGGUUCUUCUUCUUCUUCUUCUUCUCUUUGUCCCUUGGACAUCGAUGGGUUUCGCAAAAUCAUCCAUGAAAGCAAUUUACGCCUCGUGUUUCUUGACGUCCAAACAGAGUGCCACUACAUGUUUCAAGCAAUUCGCUUGCUUCACUCCCAAUACCUCCAAACCACAGGCUACUUCUUCCCACCUCCGGCUGCUUCAGAUGCCUGCUGGGUUGCUUAUGAGGGUUUGGUCGAUGAAUUGUUACCCGGGUUCAGAGUCCGAUCCACCUGUGGAUUCAAGGACAGUUUGAUGUGGGAGAGUUGCUUGAAUAUCACAACGCGGUCGCAGUUCGAAAAACUUAUCUCUCAAUCCGACUUGCAGAAGAUUUGGAGCUCUUGCAAUCAGUCUUUGAGCAACAGCUCGUCUUGUUCAUCGUGUCUAGACAGUUUGUCAACUGUAAGUGAGUCUUACUUCAGAGGUGUUAAUGAUGGCAAUGCAUCUGACUGUACUGGGUAUCCAUCUAUAUACGCUGCAGCUGUUGCCAAUCCCUACGGACCGACUAAUUUCGACACCGCCAAGUGUUUGUUUUCCAUAGAUUUGCUCCCAACUCAUAAGAAGAAGAAGAAGCACGUAGUUUUUAGGGCUGUGGUAACAGGUAGUGUCUGUGGCUUCAUUGGGGCAAUUGGGGUGGUAUGGAUUUUCUGGAGAAGGCACAGAAAGAUGAAGAAGAAGAAUAUGGUUGAAAAUGAGAUGGGUUUUACUCCAAAGAGGGACUUUAUUGGUGGAAAUACAAAACUUUUCAAGCUGACAUUUCAGGAAAUUAAGAAAAGUACUAAUAAUUUCUCAAGGGAAAAUAUAAUUGGAAUGGGAGGAUAUGGGAAUGUGUACAGAGGGAUAUUACCAGAUGGGUCUGAAGUCGCAUUUAAAAGGUUCAAGAACUGCUCCGUUGCAGCUGAUAAAACUUUUGCACAUGAAGUGGAGGUUAUUGCCAGCAUUAGGCAUGUGAAUCUUGUGGCGUUGAGAGGAUAUUGUACCGAAACUGUCCCUUUGGAAGGCCACCAGAGGAUAAUUGUUUGUGACUUGGUACACAAUAGAAGUCUCUAUGAUCAUCUUUUUGGAUCAGGGGCAGAGAAAAAGAAGCUUAGUUGGCCUACUCGUCAAAAGAUUGCACUUGGUGUGGCACGUGGAUUGGCUUAUUUACACUAUGGGGUGCAACCUGGUAUCAUUCACAGAGAUGUUAAACCAAGCAAUAUACUUUUGGAUGAGACUUUUGAGCCGAAACUGGUCGAUUUCGGCCUUGCAAAGUUUGCUCCUGAGGGGUAUUCACAUUUGAGCACCGGGGUUGCUGGGACAUUGGGCUAUGUUGCACCAGAAUAUGCUCUAUAUGGACAAUUAUCUGAGAGAAGUGAUGUGUACAGUUUUGGGGUUGUUCUUCUUGAGCUUUUGAGCGGGAAAAAAGCAGUGAUCGAAUUCGACGGUGUGAAUACUUUGCUGUUGACAGAUUGGGCUUGGUCACUAGUAAAACAAGGUAGAGUGUUGGAUAUCAUUGAUGAAGGCAUGCCUGAAUUAGGCCUUCAAGAUGAAAUGGAGAAAUAUGUUUUGGCUGCACUUGUUUCUUCUCAUCCUAUAGUACAAGCUAGGCCAACAAUGGACCAGAUUGUGAAUAUACUCGAAGCAAAUUUUCCGGUUCCUCCGAUCCCAGAUCGACCAUUAUCUCUUGUAGAAAGUAUUGCUGACACAGAGCAGUCAAUAGGGUUUAAUAAUUUAAAUUACUUUCCUAGCCCUGAAACAUUUAUUUGUAACAGUGACCAUCCCAUUCUAGAUCAAUAUGGGAACGGAAGACGUUUGAAAUAAGACUUGUUGAUUUUCCCCUGCCUCUGCUAAACUUUGUUUCUUGUUGAUUUGGGUUUAGUUUCAUUCUAUACAAGAUAUUGAUGUAUAAAAAUUGAGACCUCAAUUCUUUUCGAACUAUAUCAUAGCAAUAGAACUUGAUAAUUC
Messenger RNA from Ziziphus jujuba (common jujube), 2300 nucleotides. Its product is annotated as probable LRR receptor-like serine/threonine-protein kinase RKF3. The transcript has a single exon. The coding region runs from base 228 to 2156 and encodes 642 amino acids. Gene Ontology annotation, biological process: protein phosphorylation. Gene Ontology annotation, molecular function: protein kinase activity; ATP binding. Lineage: Eukaryota; Viridiplantae; Streptophyta; Magnoliopsida; Rosales; Rhamnaceae. The record is from RefSeq and is a predicted model, not a curated record.